UGAGGAGGGGUGAGACAGCAAGCGCUCCCGCACUCAUUUGCUGAUGCACAGAGAGGGAGCCCAGGCACAGAAGCAGCCCAGCACAUCGCCCACACACAGAGUGUUCCUGAGGCCUGCCAUACUCAUGACAGGUGACAGGGGUCCCCAAAGGCUGAGCAAGCCCAGCUAUGGCUCCAUCUCCAGCCCAUCCAGCCCAGGGCCGCAGCAAGUGCCUCCCAGACAGACCUACCUGAGUGAGAAGAUCUCCAUUCCAGAUGCAGAACCGGGCACGUUCAGCCUGCGGAAGCUAUGGGCCUUCACAGGGCCUGGCUUUCUCAUGAGCAUCGCUUUCCUGGACCCAGGAAACAUCGAGUCGGAUCUGCAGGCUGGUGCCGUGGCUGGAUUCAAACUGCUCUGGGUACUGAUGUGGGCCACGGUGUUGGGCUUGCUCUGCCAGCGACUGGCAGCCCGGCUGGGCGUGGUGACAGGCAAGGACUUGGGCGAGAUCUGCCACCUCUACUACCCUAAGGUGCCCCGCAUCCUCCUCUGGCUGACCAUUGAGCUAGCCAUUGUGGGCUCGGACAUGCAGGAGGUCAUCGGCACAGCUAUUGCAUUCAGUCUGCUCUCAGCUGGACGAAUUCCACUCUGGGGUGGCGUCCUUAUCACCAUCGUGGACACCUUCUUUUUCCUUUUCCUCGAUAACUACGGGUUGAGGAAGCUGGAAGCCUUUUUUGGAUUCCUCAUUACCAUUAUGGCCUUGACCUUCGGCUAUGAGUAUGUGGUGGCACGUCCUGAUCAGGGAGCGCUUCUUCGGGACCUGUUCCUGCCCUCGUGUCCGGGCUGCGGCCAGACGGAGCUGCUGCAGGCCGUGGGCAUCGUGGGCGCCAUCAUCAUGCCCCACAACAUCUACCUGCACUCCGCCCUGGUUAAGUCUCGAGAGAUUGACCGCACCCGCCGGGCAGACAUCCGAGAAGCCAACAUGUACUUUCUAAUCGAGGCCACCAUUGCGCUGUUUGUCUCCUUCUUAAUCAACCUCUUCGUUGUGGCCGUCUUUGGGCAGGCCUUCUACCACCAAACCAACCAGGCUGCGUUCAACGUCUGUGCCAACAGCAGCCUCCACGACUACGCCAAGAUCUUCCCCCAGAACAACCUUACCGUGGCGGUGGACAUCUACCAAGGGGGCGUGAUCCUGGGUUGCCUCUUCGGCCCCGCAGCCCUCUACAUCUGGGCCGUGGGUCUGCUGGCUGCAGGGCAGAGCUCCACCAUGACGGGCACCUACGCGGGACAGUUCGUGAUGGAGGGCUUCCUGAGGCUGCGGUGGUCUCGCUUUGCCCGCGUCCUCCUCACCCGCUCCUGCGCCAUCCUGCCCACCGUGCUAGUGGCCGUCUUCAGGGAUCUGAGGGAUCUGUCAGGCCUCAACGACCUGCUCAACGUGCUGCAGAGCCUGCUGCUUCCCUUUGCUGUGCUGCCCAUCCUCACGUUCACCAGCAUGCCUGCCUGCAUGCACGAGUUUGCCAAUGGCUGGCUGAGCAAGGUCAUCACUUCCUCCAUCAUGGCGCUAAUCUGUGCCAUCAAUCUCUACUUCGUGGUCAGCUACCUGCCCAGUCUCCCCCACCCUGCCUACUUUGGUCUUGUAGUCCUGCUGGCCGCAGUCUACCUGGGACUUACCAUCUACCUGGUCUGGACCUGUUGCAUUGCCCACGGAGCCACCUUCCUGGCUCACAGCUCCCACCAACACUUCCUGUAUGGGCUCCCUGAUGAGGAGCAGGAGAAGGGAGGGACAGCUGGAUGAGCCCCCACAUGGGGGCAGACAUCUGGCCUGCUGAAUAGGGCAGCAGGGGCACGGAGCCAGCAAGAUGGAGCGGAGAAUUUUGGAGACAGGGUUCCAUAAAGGGACCUGCUGCUUCAUAGCCCAGACAAGUGAUUAACUCUGGGUCUCACUGUCCUCAUCUGUAAAAUGGGAACAACAACCACCUUGCAAUGGAUGUAAAGCACUUUACCACAGCGCCUGGCACUUGGGGUUUUAAAAAAAAAAUCAUUCAAAAAUAUUUAUUGAGUACCUAUAGUAGUGAUCCCGACAAACUGACCCAGCUUUAAAACUGACACUUAAAAUAGUCUGAUGAAUGCUAAACAAAUGUUAGUUGACUUCUCAUCCAAAAGAGCAGAGGAAUGGAAGCCAGGGAGGGGGCACGCAAUCCCCCUCCCCCUACUCCGUCUGGCUUGCUUCUACCUUCUGCUGGGUGGCCUCAGCCUUAGUGUCCUGCCUGCAAACCAUUUUCCAGGUAGUGAAGUGGAGGCGCGGUUCUCCCCUCUACAAGCACCAGGUCAUAAAGAACCCAAGAGUCCGUGCCUCUGAGGCCCAAUUCAUUAGCCAUUUCCCCAGGGGACUGGGUGGCCAGGACUCCCACGCGGCGCUGUUAAGGCUCCCUGGGCGCUGACUCCCAGCUCCCCCUAGGGGCAGGGACAGUCCUGAGCGCAGGCACUCCCAGCUUUGGCCACACCCCUCCCGGCCUGGUGGGCCGGGCGGGUUUAAGCGCCCUGGGGUGCAGGAAUUCGCCCCAGAGCACAGGUAGGGGGAAGCUGUGUGGGCGGGCAAGCCACUCUGCCCCUGGGAGGAAGCGGAUGCCCUUUCGCCCUGAGCAGGGGCUGCUCUUUACAGACGCUCCCUGGGCCGUUUCUAGGCUCCCCUAGAUCCCUCCUCCUGUCUUCUCCAGUCCGUUGAAUCCUAGCCCCAGAGCUGCUGAGAGCCGCGGCUACGAGGGGCCCAAGGCCCCUUCCCCCGUGUUGAGCCUGGGGCAGGCGUUGGUCCGGAAGCACCGUCCGAAUUCUCGGGGGUAUGGCCGGGCGGGUGGCACGAUUCUGCGCUCAGGUUGGGGCGCUUGUUUAUGAGAGGAAUUGCCUCUUUCUUAAAAGGGCGACGGUGCCAGUGGGGCCCGCAUGAAGGGAAGGGAUAGGACUGGUUUGUUUUCACCCAGGGCAGCAGCGGUAGAGGGUGCCUGGGCUGCUGGGCAGAAGGGUCGCCCACCCUCGUUCUCUG
Molecule: messenger RNA, 3016 nt
Organism: Trichechus manatus latirostris (Florida manatee)
Lineage: Eukaryota; Metazoa; Chordata; Mammalia; Sirenia; Trichechidae
Gene: SLC11A1
Product: solute carrier family 11 member 1
Exons: 15
Coding region: 44-1771 (575 amino acids)
Biological process (GO): metal ion transport; response to lipopolysaccharide; intracellular iron ion homeostasis
Cellular component (GO): plasma membrane; phagocytic vesicle membrane
Molecular function (GO): manganese ion transmembrane transporter activity; iron ion transmembrane transporter activity; cadmium ion transmembrane transporter activity
Source: RefSeq, a predicted model, not a curated record